CUCUUUCUUUUCUUUCUGCCCAAGUUCAACUUCUACACAUUUUGGGCGUCAAUGAAGUACUUCUUGUUCUUGGCCAUGAUUUCACUAAUAUUGGUUGCCGCCGCCGCCCGCGGUGAAUGUCAGAAAGAAAUGAAAAUGGAAAUGGAGGAUGUGGGUCAAUGCAAUUUGGAAGAAAACUCAUGUGUAGCAGGAACAUACUGCUUUUCUUGUUUCGAUGGAUUCGUUGUCGAUCGUUGCGUCCGGUCCAACAUUACCGACCAAUUCAAGCUCCUCAACAACUCUCUUCCAUUCAACAAAUACGCAUUCUUGACUACCCACAAUGCAUACGCCAUCGACGGAGAACCAUUCCACACCGGCGUCCCUCGUCUCACUUUCACCAAUCAAGAAGACACAGUCACCCAACAGCUCACUAAUGGAGUCCGCGCAUUGAUGCUUGACACCUAUGAUUUCCAACGAGACAUAUGGCUAUGUCAUUCCUUCGGUAGAAGAUGCUACGAAUUCACCGCAUUCAGACCGGCGAUUGACACAUUGAAUGAGAUCGCAGCGUUCAUGGAAUCAAAUCCGUCGGAGAUCAUAACGUUAAUCUUGGAAGAUUACGUGAAGUCCCCCAAAGGGUUAACAAGAGUGUUUAAGAAAGCUGGUUUGAUGAAGUAUUGGUUCCCGGUUUCACGAAUGCCUAAAAAUGGAGAGGACUGGCCUCUUGUUAGUGAUAUGGUGGCUAAGAACCAGAGACUGUUAGUUUUUACUUCAAUGAAAACUAAAGAAGAAACGGAAGGCAUUGCUUAUCAAUGGAACUACAUGGUUGAAAAUCAAUAUGGAGAUGGAGGAAUGAGAGGAGGAAUGUGUCCGAAUAGGGCAGAGUCAUCUGCUAUGAACGAUACAUCAAAAUCGCUGGUUCUUGUGAACUUCUUUAAGACAAUCCCAGAUAAGAUGUUUGCUUGUGUUCAGAAUUCACAGAACCUAGUCAACAUGCUUCAAACCUGCCAUGGAGCAUCCGCUAAUCGAUGGGCUAACUUUAUGGCGGUUGAUUAUUAUAAGAGAAGUGAAGGAGGAGGGACAUUUCAAGCUCUAGAUAAUCUCAACGGACACCUUCUUUGUGGCUCUCCUGAUCUCCAUUAUUGUGUUACCGGAUCUGGUGGAAGAGGGUGCACGAUAAAGAGAUGAUGAUGAUUGAUAAAAAAACAUAAGACAUAUAGUGACGUUAGAGAUGGGAAUUGAUUUAUAAAUGAAACCAAACACGGUGUAAAGUGUACGUAGACAAAUUAAAUAGCAGCAGCGACAGACAUCCCACUUUCUAAAUUAAACAAUAUCUUUUCUUUAUUGAUACCAUGUUGUUAAUUAAUCAUAUUAAUAUUUGUUCACUACAUUAAUUAAUUAAUGGAAACAUUCUAUAAUGGGGGCGUGUUUCCAGGUUUUCAGCUAUUAAUAUUAUCCCCAUUUACAACAUAUAUAUUAUUAAUUAAUUAUUGAUCUCGAUCCUCCCAUGUGUUUUUGUGGGAAAUUUU
This is a messenger RNA of Impatiens glandulifera, 1505 nucleotides long. RefSeq names its product PI-PLC X domain-containing protein At5g67130-like. Gene Ontology annotation, biological process: lipid metabolic process. Gene Ontology annotation, molecular function: phosphoric diester hydrolase activity. The record is from RefSeq and is a predicted model, not a curated record. The transcript is spliced from 8 exons. NCBI's taxonomy places the organism in Eukaryota, Viridiplantae, Streptophyta, Magnoliopsida, Ericales, Balsaminaceae. Bases 52 to 1164 code for a protein of 370 amino acids.